Raphanus sativus (radish) is the source of this 2493-nucleotide messenger RNA. RefSeq names its product pentatricopeptide repeat-containing protein At5g01110. The coding region runs from base 30 to 2237 and encodes 735 amino acids. Gene Ontology annotation, molecular function: protein binding. The transcript has a single exon. NCBI's taxonomy places the organism in Eukaryota, Viridiplantae, Streptophyta, Magnoliopsida, Brassicales, Brassicaceae. The record is from RefSeq and is a predicted model, not a curated record.
CUAGUCUUCUUCAAAUUCGACCAGAAGAAAUGGUUGCUCACCGUUUGUUACAUUCAAGAAUCCUCUUUUUCUCCCGCUUUAAAACCCCUCGCUCUCCUUCUAGACCUCUCAAAACCUUGACAACAUCGUCAUCAUCGCUAGCUCCCGAAUCCGAAACAACCCCAUCAUCCUCUUCGGAUCCAUACUUGGUGGACAAACUCUGUUUCAGUUUGACGCAAGGCAAUAAUAACAACAACACAGCUUCUUUGCGAAACCACCUGAUUCGACUAAACCCUCUAGCCGUCGUCGAGGUUCUGUACCGCUUCCGAAACGACUUAACUCUAGCUCAAAGGUUCAUCCAUCAAUUAGGUUUUAACCUUCCCUAUUUCAAGCACACAUCUUUCUCUCUAAGCGCAAUCAUCCACAUCCUCGUGAGGAGCGGGAGGUUAUCCGAUGCACAGAGUUGUCUUCUCAGGAUGAUUAGGAGAAGUGGCGUCUCCAGAGCAGAGGUUGUGACCUCCUUGGUUUCCACUUACACUAACUGCGCCUCCAACGAUUCCGUUUUCGAUUUGUUGAUUAGGACUUACGUUCAGGCUAGAAAACUCAGAGAGGCUCACGAGGCUUUUACUUUGCUGAGAAGCAAAGGUUAUGUAGUUUCUAUAGACGCGUGUAACGCUCUCAUUGGGAGCUUGGUGAGGCUCGGGUGGGUAGAAUUGGCCUGGGGGGUUUAUCAUGACAUUUCUUUGAGUGGAACAAGUAUUAAUGUCUACACUCUCAACAUCAUGGUUAAUGCCUUGUGCAAAGAUGGUCAGAUGGAUAAAGUCGGAGCCUUUAUAUCACAGGUGCAAGAGAAGAUGGGUUUUCAUCCUGAUAUCGUUACCUAUAAUACGUUGAUCAGCGCUUACUCUAGUAAAGGUUUUACGGAAGAGGCGUUUGAGUUGAUGAAUGCUAUGCCUAGUAAAGGGUUUUGUCCUGGUGUUUAUACUUACAACACUCUCAUCAAUGGGCUGUGUAAGCAUCGGAGAUACGAGAGAGCUAAGGAGGUUUUCGCUGACAUGUUGAAAUCUGGUUUGAGUCCUGACUCUGCUACCUACAGAUCGUUGCUGAUGGAGGCUUGUAAGAAGGGAGAUGCGGUUGAGGUAGAAGAGGUUUUCAGUGAUAUGAGAUGUAGGGAUGUUGUUCCUGAUUUGGUUUGCUUUAGCUCGGUAAUGAGUCUUUUUGCUCGGAGGGGAGAUCUCGACAAGGCGUUAGUGUAUUUUAGCUUAGUGAAGGAUGCUGGUCUGGUUCCCGACAACGUGAUCUACACGGUUCUUAUCCAAGGGUAUUGUAAGAAAGGUAUGAUCUCUGAAGCUAUGGAUUUGAGAAACGAAAUGCUUCGGCAUGGUUGUUGUAUGGAUGUUGUUGCCUAUAAUACCAUUUUGCACGGCUUAUGCAAACGGAAAAUGAUGUGUGAUGCGGAUAAACUGUUCAGAGAGAUGACCGAAAGGGGUUUGUUUCCAGACUCUUACACUCUAACCAUACUUAUUGAUGGGCACUGUAAGCUUGGAAACCUGCAAAACGCGAUGGAGCUUUUCGAGAAGAUGAAAGAAAAGAGGAUCAGACUCGAUGUUGUGACGUACAACACGCUGUUAGAUGGGUUUGGUAAAGUAGGCGAUAUCGAUACAGCAAAGGAGAUAUGGACAGAUAUGGUAUCAAGAGACAUUCUGCCGACUCCUGUAUCCUACAGCAUUCUGGUUAACGCGCUGUGCAGCAAAGGCCAUCUCUCUGAGGCAUUUCGAGUGUGGGAUGAGAUGCUCAGUAAAGGUAUAAAGCCAACGGUCAUGAUUUGUAAUUCAAUGAUAAAGGGAUAUUGCCGCUCUGGUAAUGCCUCGGAUGGAGAAAGCUUUUUGGACAAGAUGGUCUCUGAAGGUUUUGUGCCGGAUAUCAUAACUUACAACACAUUGAUACAUGGUUACGUUAGAGAAGAAAACAUGAGCAGAGCUUUUGGUUUGGUGAAGAAGAUGGAGGAAGAAAAGCAAGGGGGAUUAGUGCCUGACGUCUUUACGUACAAUUCCAUCUUACACGGGUUUUGUAGACAAAACCAGAUGAAAGAAGCUGAGGCUGUGUUGAGGAAGAUGAUUGAGAGAGGUGUAAAUCCUGACAAGUCAACGUAUACUUGUCUAAUAAAUGGAUUUGUUUCUCAAGAUAACUUAACAGAGGCGUUUAGGUUUCACGAUGAGAUGUUGCAGAGAGGAUUCUCCCCUGAUGAUCAGUUCUGAUGCUCAAUUAUUCCUGUUGUGGUUUACUGCUGCAAGUUGCAACUCACGUAAGCUCAAGAAGGGGACCACUGGAGACAAUACACAUUCCAUUCCUACUAUCCUCUCACUUUCUUCUGAGUCGAGACAUAGAAAUGACACAGGGAAAGAUGGGCUAGAAAGUGGCAACUCAUUUAUAAGUGCAUUUUGUUGAAUCACAAGAAGCCAAUUGCUUUCCCUUUCUGGACAAACUCUUUACUAUACACUCACGUCUCCUCUU